This is a messenger RNA of Liolophura sinensis, 1752 nucleotides long. Its product is annotated as platelet-activating factor acetylhydrolase 2, cytoplasmic-like. The coding region runs from base 175 to 1443 and encodes 422 amino acids. The record is from RefSeq and is a predicted model, not a curated record. Gene Ontology annotation, molecular function: 1-alkyl-2-acetylglycerophosphocholine esterase activity. NCBI's taxonomy places the organism in Eukaryota, Metazoa, Mollusca, Polyplacophora, Chitonida, Chitonidae. The transcript has 9 exons.
AUCACGGAGCGCAGUCGUGUUAUAUUGUGGGGGUGAAAGCGAUUGCACCACAGUUUUAGACUGCCAGCGGCUCUAGUAUACAUUUGUACCCCCUCGGAGACACUGCGCAUAGUUAAAGAAUUAUCUGUUUUGUUAGGAGAGAUCCAUAAGUCUGGCUAGCAAACCGCGACAAGUAUGGAACGAUUACGGCGGGGCGGCAGCCUGAGGGAGCGAGGGGCAAGUUCGGAGGGGAAACUACCGCGCCACACUCCACCGGGGACAGGGGAACAUACCGUGGGAAUAGUGGACGUCAUGAGCGACCCGGGCCAGGCGGGCUGCUUCAUACGGCUGUACUAUCCAGCUGAAAAGGCCGACAUUAUGGCAAGAGACAAACAGUGGCCAAGGUGGUUGCCACGGAAACAGUAUGGCGCAGGCUAUGUAUAUUUUCUGAGUCGGAACACAAAAAUAUUUGGUCGUGUCUUCAAUUGGCUAGGAGGUGAUGUCUAUGUACCUGGACUUUGGAAACACUCCGUCCUGCUUAAUGGUUCCAAGUUUCCAGUGGUGAUCUUCUCUCAUGGAAUUGGGGGAAACCGGACCACAUACACGACUGUCUGCUGCGAGCUGGCCUCGCAGGGGUUUGUGGUGGCCGCUCUGGAACACAGAGAUGGUUCCUCCUCGUUUACAUACUGUCUCCAUGAUAACGAGAAUAACAACGUUGUAAUGGAGAACCCCAGUGAAAAGUCACUCUCCUUCCAUCGCAGCAACAGUUUCACCGAGGAGUUCCGCUGGUUUGAAAAAAUCGAACGUUGGGAUGACUUUACCCAUAGAAACAAACAGAUGUACAUCCGGGCAAGUGAAUGUCAGAGAGCCCUUGAUCUUCUCCAGACACUCAACAAUGGACAAGAAGUUCACAACAUUCUACAUGAGGACUUUGACCUUCUUCAGUUCAAGAACCGACUAGACUUGGGUAAAGCAUCCCUCAUUGGUCAUUCAUUUGGAGGCGCCACAUGUAUUUGUACAUUGGCAAAAGAUAAGAGGUUCAAGGUGGGUAUCGUACUAGACGGCUGGAUGCACCCAUUAGAUGACGAGAUCUAUAGCUCUCCCACCCAACCCAUCCUCUUCAUCAACACAGAGACGUUCCACUGGGAGAAAAACACGGAGCAGAUGAAACAGCUUCUGACGGAAGGAGUGGAGAGACGGAUCAUUACAAUAAGAGGGACAUGCCACCAAAGCCAGACAGACUUCCAGUUUUUGAUCAACAAGCCUAUGGGUCGGUUCCUCAGUGUGCGCCACACAUUGUCUCCACGAAUUGCCAUGGAUCUCAACAACAAGGCGAUGCUCGGCUUUCUGUGGAAACACUUAGGAAUCAAGGAAGAAUUGCAGCAUCAAGACAUUUUAGAAGGCAACCAUGAACACGUCAUCAAGGGAAUUCAUAUCGUGCGGAAAGUGGCUCCAUCCUCCUGAGAUAGUUGUUUCCUUGGUAACCUCCUCCGUCCUUGGUAACCCGUUCUUCCUUGGUAACCCAUACUUCAUCUCAAUACACACUACUCCACAGACUUGUUUUUAUUUAGGGGUGUUUGCAUAAUACUGAAGUUGAAGCUUGUUUGACUUUUGCUGUUGAAUUGGCUGUCUGUUUUUGUUUUUUCUGUCAGAUGUAAGCUACUUUUGUCGCAACAUUUUUACACCUGACAUUUGCUGCUGAUCAACCUUCCCAUGACUGCUGAGAAAACUUUCCUGUUUGGACACUCUCACCCAUUCCCCCCCCCCCCCCCC